Coregonus sp. 'balchen' is the source of this 650-nucleotide messenger RNA. The record is from the annotation of a GenBank genome assembly. NCBI's taxonomy places the organism in Eukaryota, Metazoa, Chordata, Actinopteri, Salmoniformes, Salmonidae.
AGAACUGAGCGGAGCGUGUCAGAACUAGAGAGUUCCAUGAUCCCCAUCAUCCAUGUGUUCCAUAAAUACUCGGGCCACAAGUGCAAGCUGAAGAAGGCAGAGCUCAAAGAUAUUAUCAAUAAUGAGAUGAGUCACUUCAUCAUUGUGAGUCACUCUCUGGUUGUAUUCCAAAUGGCACCCUAUUCCCUAUAUAGUGCACUACUUUUGACCAGAGCCCUACGGGCUCAUCCAAUUAGAAAAAUAUGAAUUGUUUUUUAGCCUUCUGUAUGAAUAAAAAAUUAUAUAAUAAAUAAUUACAUUGAACAGCUGAUUGUAAUGAUUUAGAUGACUAUUCUAUGAUUAUUAGAUUAUUACACUUUACUUAAAGCCUGCAGGUCUAUGUGUUAUUACUUGUUAUAAGCAUGAAAGGGCCUAUACAGGACAUUUUUAACUCAAAUAACCUGACACAAAUUAUAAUCUGACACAGAUUCAUUUUUACUGUUGUUCUUGUCUCUUUUAAGAAAUUCCAAGAGAAUCGGACUCUGGAUGUGCUGUUUGCAGACCUGGACCAGAACAGAGACCUGGAGAUUGACUUCCAAGAGUUCAUCGUGUUGAUCGCCAUGAUGAUGUCAGCGUGCCACGACCUCUUCAGCCCAGAUCACAACCAUUAG